Molecule: messenger RNA, 843 nt
Organism: Peronospora belbahrii
Lineage: Eukaryota; Oomycota; Peronosporomycetes; Peronosporales; Peronosporaceae
Source: the annotation of a GenBank genome assembly
AUGGAGUUGGACUUUGAGGACGACGUAGAUCAGUUGUCGCUCGAGAAACUGCUAGAUCAGCGAUUUGACUGCAGCUGCAAGAUGAAGAUUGUGAUGGACAAAGAGAGUGUUGUGUCCCGUGUCCGUUUGUCAAAUGUGAUGCUGGACAGCCGUAUGAAUGACACGAGAAGUGAGUUCCAGGCCCGUGUUCAGGGCGACGCUCCCGUGUAUAACCCAAGCGUUGGACGAUGGCUAUCUAUGAACGGUAAUACACCAGAACUCGCUUAUAGAAAUUCUCUAGACACGGUCAACACGGCGUCUGUAGAAGGAGCUCUCAUGUACGUACAGGCUGAGGGCAUUAACGUGAAUGAGCAGUCGGUCAAGUGCGAGCCCCACUCCAGCCUCGCGUACUAUGCGAACCACAUCUCUCCCACGUAUUCCGAGUUUGUGGCCAUGGACGGUGGCAAGUGCACGAACGAAGGGUCCGACAUACCUCUAGCCUGCAAGGUCUACUACGGCCUAGACGGAACUUCGAACGUUGGUCGAAGUGUUGGUGCUAGCUAUCGGACAGGUGAUCGACGUGCACCCUACCCUGACUGUUUGUGGUUUUCUUUUCCGAACUCGUGCGCCCAAAAGUACCGUACGGAAAAGAUGGAUGAAUGCAGAAAUCAGUAUCCUCCUGGACUUUGUCCCUUAGGAGUGCAACCUGAUGGAGAUGCUUGCACGUUCAGCUACAAGAUCCUGGGCUUCAUCAACAUCGACGACUUGGUUGGAAUUACCAGUAUGGGCUAUCGCAAUUACUAUGAGUUCUGCAGUAACGGCGGGGUGGAGUUCAAGGCUAUUAACACUCCAAACGGAUUUUAG